Messenger RNA from Stegostoma tigrinum, 5194 nucleotides. It is a transcript of the gene adpgk2, whose product is annotated as ADP-dependent glucokinase 2. Gene Ontology annotation, biological process: glucose metabolic process. Gene Ontology annotation, molecular function: ADP-specific glucokinase activity. The record is from RefSeq and is a predicted model, not a curated record. NCBI's taxonomy places the organism in Eukaryota, Metazoa, Chordata, Chondrichthyes, Orectolobiformes, Stegostomatidae. Gene Ontology annotation, cellular component: endoplasmic reticulum. The transcript has 6 exons. Bases 370 to 1797 code for a protein of 475 amino acids.
GCUUAGCCUGCUGUGUUCAUGCAGCUCUAUACCUUGUUAUCUCAUUGGAAAAUGUCCACGUCAAUCAGAUAAUUAGACAAGGGCGGCCAUAUUUCGAGGCAAAACCUCGAUACGUACAUACUAGCUCUGAACCGACCAGAAUUUCUUACCGGUUAAUGGUGUUCGACUUUUGGGGGUCCUGUGAAACAGUUAAGAUUUGAACGGUGUUACGUGGCCGUUUCCUGGGUGAUCCCAGUGAAGGUUCGGUGGUGAAACCGUGUCUCGCGAGCACGGGUUCUGUUGCCUUGGUGACCCUUAGACCCUCGCCCUCUGGAUUUACCUGCGGAGCGCAGGUUGGGCUUUGUCGUUCCCGCUGAACGUAGGUUCGCGAUGGGUCACGGACUGAAAUGCAGUGUUGCCUUUUCCUUCUUCGCCGUUUUUGCGGCUUACUGGUACCGGCAGCAAGUGGGCAAUGAGCUGGACUCGCGUUUAGAGACUGUGCUGACUUCGUUGUUGAAAGCAGAGAGCAAAGUGGAUCUGAACCGGCGGCCCCGAGUGGCAGUAGGUUUUGGUGGCUGUCUUGACAUUGUGGCAGAUGGAAUUUCACUGUUAAAGAAAGCUGGCAUCAAACCGAGCAAGAAUGCUGUCCAUCAUAGUUUCAUCACAUCAGAAGAGCAGUUGGCUGAAAGCUUUGCAUACUUCUUUCCUCCUGGAGCUGCAUCUGAACGCUUUAUUUCCAAUGAUACACUGUUUCGUAAGUUGGUGAAAGCUACCCAGGGUCUCCCUCAAGUACGAUGGUCAUUAGGUGGAAAUGCACCAGUCAUGGCAAAUCGCCUUGCCAAGGAAGGAUGUGAAGUACUCAUUGGGAGUCGACUUACGCCUGACCUUAUUGAUGUCCUUCAGGAGCAUGUGACUGUUACAAGCAAACCUGUAGAUGAAACUGACAUUCACCUAAUUCUGGAGUAUUCCUCCGGUGCCAAAUGGGGGAAGCUAGUGUCUCGAAGAGCAAACAGGUUCAUAGUCCAUCAUGACACUUCCAAUCCCAUUUUGGAGUCACUUGAAGACUUUCAGGCUCAACUCCAGCAGUUUAAACCAUCUCUACUGAUAAUUAGUGGGCUUCAAAUGAUGGAUAAUUUUCCCUUUCGACCAGGUCAGCUUGAUGAGCGGUUAAGAUUGCUCCAGGAUCUCAUGUUAUCAAUUGAUAGCAUCACUGGAAUCCAUUUUGAAAUGGCCUCUUUUGUGGACAGCAGUGUUCUGAGCAAACUUUUAUCCCAUGUUGUCACUCAUGUAGACUCAUUAGGAAUGAAUGAACAAGAGUUACCCAAUCUUCUUAGCAUGUUAAAGGGAUCCAAUAUCACUGUCUUGUCUGACCCUUACCCAAGAGUAGCAAAUGUACUUGAUCAAAUGCGGGAUGUGUAUCGUAUCUUAAAUUCUCAGGAAAUAAAAAGCUCACACCGCAGACUGACACGUCUGCAUGUUCAUACUCUUGCUUUCCAGGCAAUCAUUAUUGCUAAAGGGUCCUUUUGGAGAAACACGAUGUCAGCAGCUGCCAAAGCUUCACUAACUGCAAAUCGCCAUGUUUGUGGCUCACCAAAUAUUGAUACCAGCAAAGCCAAGUUGAUUAUGGAUGAUUCUUUUUCUAUAAGUCGUGAACAAGGGAGUAAGAAAAUUCCACUUGAAGAAGAUCGCCCUGUUUCUUGUUGGGAGGAGUACAGCUAUGAAAUUUGUGUUGCUCCAGUGCUAGUAUGUACUGAGGUCUAUCAGACUGUGGGUGGUGGUGAUAAUGUUUCUGCAGCCAGCUUGGUUCUGCAGAUCUAAUAAUCUCUCUCGCUCUGAAGAAGAGGAGAAGGUUGGAACCAGCACGUUUCAAUCUUUGCUUAUUACCUCGAGGGAGCUUCAUAGGUUUUCAUGCUUGCACGUUCCUUCCCACCCUCUAAAAUAAAAUUUUAUAAUCGUCUGUGUAUACUUUGGCCUCUUGUAAUCAACAUUGAGGUUUUUGGGUAUUGUUUAACUAUUCAUUUUUCACAAUGUUUGUAUAAAUUAUUCCAUGGUCCUCAAUUUAUAAGGUGGAAUUUUGAUUUAUACUUUUUGUCCUUUUUUCUGUUUCUGACCGCUGUGACAAUAUUGAAAACAUAGUGAGUAUUUAUUUAGUUGCAGUUCCCUAUUUUCUUAGGAAUACUCUGAACUUAAGCCAGCCAUUGCACUAUUAUAUAAAGCUUGGUACAUUCCAUCUUCAUUUUUCAGUCAGUAUUUUACAUCCUCGUGGCUGCCAAAGUGGCUUGUUGAAACUGAGCUAAGUCUGUGAUUAUUCUCAGGUGCAAUACUGUCCUGUGCUGCUUUUUCUUCCUCCUAUUAAGAUGUUUAUAUAGUCUCUGUAUAUCUUGCGUUUUUUUUCUAUUUCUGGUCAUUCCUAAUUCAUUUCCAGAAGCACAGGCAGCUGUUAAGGACACCACAAAUGCCCUAGUGAGUUUAGAUAGGUCGUCUCUUUGAUCAUGGACAGGGAAGAUAGUGGAGCCAGUCAUGAUGUAUUUGCUCCCACUGUACUUGUAACAUCUAUCUCCAAUCAGCUUGAUUUGGAGUGUGGGAACAUUUACCCACGGUUGAAUAUGGGAACAUUUGACUGUUCUGCCCUUCUCUCCCCAUUGAACAUUGGACCCUAUCCUAGUGUUUCCUACCUCGCUCAGAUCUGUUAAUUUGGCAUAACAAGUGAUUACGGGUAGGUAUUUUCUAGUCUGUGGUUUGAUAUCUUUUUUUCUGUGUGGUAUAUUUGGCCUCUUCUUCCUCUCUGAACAAUAUACCUUCUCUUUUGAGAAGGUUAGAGUUAAAAUAACUGGGCAAGUCUGAAACAAACUGGGAACUCCUCUAAUAGGAAUCUACUCAGCUCUCAAACUGCUAAACAUUGUCACUUCAAUGUAAACUUUCAAUAAUUUCAGCAGAAAACAGAAUUUUGCUGACUACUUGUAUAUAUUCAAAUAGCUGAAGGGGUAUUAGCCUUCAAUUUUUAGCAAGAAGUAUAAAACUGUAUUCCUUGUUUUACACUUUUUCAUAAUUUGAGGAAAAUGUGUUAGAUUACCGUGAUAAUGUGAAUGGAUCUGGGAAAGUAUGAAAAUAAAACUGCUUUAGUAGGUUAAACGUGAUGGGUCAAAAUAAUAACAUGGAUAAAAGUGUAAUUUCAUUUUUAAAUUGCAUUAGUGUUAAUUUUUUUUUCCUUUUUGGAGGCUGGGGAUCCACAUCAAGCAGACACUCUCCCUUAUAACCAGAGUUCUGCUAGUUAGGUGUCAAAUCAGGAAGCACUUUAUUCAUCACACUAUAGUGAAAAUCUGCAACUUCCUUCUGUUCCAACAAGGCUGUAGUUGUCAUGCCAGUUGAAAAUUUCCAGACAGAAUUUGAUGGGAUUUUUAUUAAAUGAGACUUAAUAGAAAUAUGGAGGAAUCAAGUAAACGUUGAGGUCCAGAUCAAACUGAGGAGUGAUCAGGUUUAAGUGACUUGUAAAACCUGUGCCUGUGUUUUUUCUGGAUGUUAUUUAAUCACGCAACGAAGAUUUCAUUGCUAACUGAAAUUUGGAGGUUAACUGAAAAACUUUUGGGAAAUUGCACCAACAGUAUUGUUUUGGAAGGCUGGAAGCUUAACAUUCUGUUGUAAUGAGGUGAAUAGCAGUGAACUUACUAGAUUUUUGCUAAAUCUACUGAGUGCCUUUGGAUAUUUUAUGUUGAAAAGGUGCUACCUAAAUAAGAAUUAUAUAAAAUUGCUUUACCUAUUGAGAAAUGCUUUUUGUGUCAAGCAUGAAAGAAAAUCUUGACGUCUUCAUUUUGCCCCGAUCCUACUCUGAACACAGUUAUUAAACAGUGACCUUUUUGACUGGUCUCAGCCUUGUUUUUAAGUGAGUCUUUGCCAAAAGAGGUACAUUUUUAAAUAGAUGCCAAUUAUUGAAAACAAAUUUGACACUGCUGUUUAAUAUGAUAAAUGGUAUAGUGUUUUUGCCUGAUCAUUCUUUUAAUCAGCAUUUGUUCAUUAGUCUGUGUAACUUAAAAGGUCUUUAAAACAGAUAAUGGGAACUGCAGAUGCUGGAGAAUCCGAGAUAACAAGGUGUGAAGCUGGAUGAACACAGCAGGCCAAGCAGCAUCUUCAGAGCACAAAAGCUGAUGUUUCGGGCCUGAUGAAGGAUCUAGGCCUGACAUGCCAGCUUUUGUGCUCCUAAGAUGCUGCUUGGUCUGCUGUGUUCAUCCAGCUUCACACUUUAUCAAUGUAAGUGUACAUUUUGAUUUUUUUUUAAAAAAGCUUUUGAUAAAGUUUAUUUGCUAAGUAUAUAUUUUACUUUCAUUGAAAGAUCAUACCUGAGCCAUUCUUGUGAAUAUGAAGCUAAGAAGCUAUAUUCUCUUGCAUUUAGUUGAUAACCAUCUUUAAUCCAAGUUUUGAAAUUUAACUGUAAACUAUUUAUUGCUAGGCCAUCUUGUUAUUAGGUUAUUCUUUCAUAAUCUUUGUAGUAAUGUUGAGAACAAUUCUGAUAGCUAUAUAUUUUAAAAAUAAAUGUAUCCAAAAAUAACUAGUAAGAUUCUCCACAUGGUAUGUCCACUGUAUGAAGAGCUGAAAUUUUAAAUGAAACUUUAAAUGACCAAAGUGGAAGAAGACUGGUUUGUUUUGAAUACCUUGAUGUUUUUGACCAAUGUAGAAAUAUAACUUUGCCAACAACAUGCAGUAAAUAUUUUAGAUUUGUCCAAUACCUUGUUGCCCAGGUGUAUACAAAAUUAAUAACUGCCUAUGUUACAGUCCAUAACUUAAAUUGAUACACCAACACUGGGAUCCUGGCUCUUGAAAUUGCUGUUAGUUGUGUUCUUAUUAUGAAUAAAUCCAGAUUCUUAAGGUGGAAUCUCAGCAUUGUUUGAAUCCUUGCAGUAGCCAUGAGCUUGCUCUGAGAUAGUCAGUCAGAUUUUAUACAGGGUAUGACUAAUUUAAAAAAUACUGCUGCACCAUUCCAAAUAGCCUCAGGGAUGGAUAGAUGAUAUGUACAUUAUUGUUGAUCAUGCCCUUCUGGUGGGAAUGUGAAGAAAUGCAUUUAACUUGCUUGAGACAAUGACUUUGCUUUUUUGUGGCAUGACAAAAUAUAAUUAAAUUCCUCAAACUUUCAACCAUUGUUAUGAGCUGCUUUAUUUUCCCUGUAAUGUUUCUGAUGAAAUACCCAUUUUAUUUUAUGUUUCCAAUAAACUGAUUCUGAAUA